CUCCUACUUCCGGGUGCAUGCAGGAUCCAUUUCGGGGUGGCCAUGAUUGUGAGGAUCAUGCAGGGAUUGGUCGAGGGCGUGACCUACCCGGCAUGCCAUGGGAUUUGGAGACACUGGGCCCCGCCCUUGGAGAGGUCGAGAUUGGCUACUAUCUCAUUCUGCGGUUCAUACGCUGGGGCGGUUCUCGGCAUGCCCCUAUCUGGAAUACUGACGGAUUAUUUGGGGUGGGAGGCUUGCUUCUACUUCUACGGCAUUUUGGGAAUUUUGUGGCUGUCAGUCUGGCUCUACUUCUCGUCAGAGUCCCCGGCGACACACAAGUCCAUAAGUAGGGACGAGCGAAGUUACAUCGAAUCAACUAUCAAUGAAAAUACUACGGCUAUCUCUAUUACGAAAAUGAAAAUCCCGUGGAAGAGUUUUUUGACGUCAUCACCAGUUUGGGCGAUAAUUGUGGCAAAUUUCUGCAGAAGCUGGUCCUUCUACCUCAUGAUCAUCACGCAACCGAAAUACUUCUUAGAUUCUUUUCAUUUUGAAAUUGCUAAGAGUGGGACCCUAUCUGCCCUACCCCAUCUGGUGAUGACGAUUGUGGUGCCGAUUGGAGGUUUCAUGGCAGACACCCUGAGAAAGAGAAAAAUUCUGUCAACCACUGCCGUCAGAAAAAUAUUUAAUUGUGGUGGAUUUGGACUGGAGGCUCUGUUUCUGCUGGGCGUCGGACUGACCAAAGAUACCGUGACUGCUAUCUCCUGCUUGACCGUGGCUGUUGGUUUUAGCGGAUUUGCUAUAUCCGGGUUUAACGUGAAUCAUUUGGACAUAGCACCGCGGUAUGCCAGCAUUUUGAUGGGAAUGUCUAAUGGUGUUGGAACGUUGGCCGGGAUGUUUUGUCCCAUCGUCACUGAAAUGAUAACCAAGGAUGGAACGGCAGACGAAUGGGACACAGUGUACAUCAUAGCCGGAGUCAUCCACAUCUUGGGG
This is a messenger RNA of Helobdella robusta, 969 nucleotides long. RefSeq lists its product as hypothetical. Gene Ontology annotation, molecular function: L-glutamate transmembrane transporter activity; neurotransmitter transmembrane transporter activity. The transcript has 9 exons. Gene Ontology annotation, cellular component: synaptic vesicle membrane; excitatory synapse. The annotation marks the transcript as partial. The record is from RefSeq and is a predicted model, not a curated record. Lineage: Eukaryota; Metazoa; Annelida; Clitellata; Rhynchobdellida; Glossiphoniidae. Gene Ontology annotation, biological process: monoatomic anion transport; transmembrane transport; regulation of synapse structure or activity.